Paracoccidioides brasiliensis Pb18 is the source of this 327-nucleotide messenger RNA. RefSeq names its product ubiquitin-NEDD8-like protein RUB2. The transcript has 4 exons. Gene Ontology annotation, biological process: protein neddylation; regulation of proteolysis; modification-dependent protein catabolic process. The record is from RefSeq and is a predicted model, not a curated record. Gene Ontology annotation, molecular function: protein tag activity; ubiquitin protein ligase binding. The coding region runs from base 1 to 327 and encodes 108 amino acids. Gene Ontology annotation, cellular component: cytoplasm; nucleus.
AUGCUUAUUAAGUUGAGUGUCCCACCACAUCCCAUUCCAGCGCAACAGAUCAAACUGGAUAUCGAACCUGAUUACAAGCCCAGCGGCAAUACGCAGCAACAGCAAACUCCAAAAUUUCAGGCACAGCAGCUGAGCGUCACUCUUCUACUCCGUCAGGUUUCUCGAAUAAAGGAGCGUGUUGAAGAAAAGGAAGGCAUCCCACCGGUUCAACAGCGGCUUAUUUAUGGAGGGAAACAGAUGGCAGACGAUAAGACUGCAGCUGAAUACAAUCUCGAGGGCGGCGCUACGCUACAUUUAGUUCUCGCUCUUCGCGGUGGCGUGUUGUAG